Molecule: messenger RNA, 576 nt
Organism: Mycena indigotica
Lineage: Eukaryota; Fungi; Basidiomycota; Agaricomycetes; Agaricales; Mycenaceae
Exons: 3
Coding region: 19-576 (185 amino acids)
Source: RefSeq, a predicted model, not a curated record
ACUCUUCUGACGACCACGAUGAAGUUACUCGCGGCUUCCUUAUUACUCGCUGCAUCUGCCCUAUCACCUGCGUCUGGAUACUUUGUCGUCACAUCUCCAUCUCUGAACGACCAAUGGGUUAACGGCGAAACUCACCAAGUCUCAUGGAGCAAGGGAGCCAAAGACGGCGUAACCUCCUUCGACAUUGAAAUGUCCCAACUCAGCGCCACCGGCCUUACCUUGAUCGCCAAGAAUGUUCCUUCCUCUGACGGUGACCAAAAGUCAAUAAACAUCCUACUACAAGAUGUCCCCCCAGGAAACGACUACUUUCUGCUCUUUCUGAAUUCGACCCACGGCGUCAUGCAUGGUACCUCGCCUCGAUUCACAAUCCUUCCAGCCGGUUCAAACGGCAAUAUAUCAUCAACCACCAACCCGAAGGCAGCCACUGUCACCGUUAGCGGCUCGCCGAAUCCUACUCAAGCUUUUGCGACUACAUUCCCGCUCGUUGCUAGCGAUGCCCGACGGAGAGCAUCACCACUAUUGGGAGUCGGGUUAGGUUCUCUCAUAUGGGGUUGGGCAGCAUGGACAAUGUUUUGA